This is a messenger RNA of Trichogramma pretiosum, 897 nucleotides long. Its product is annotated as histone-lysine N-methyltransferase SETMAR-like. Gene Ontology annotation, molecular function: nucleic acid binding. The coding region runs from base 1 to 897 and encodes 298 amino acids. The transcript has 3 exons. NCBI's taxonomy places the organism in Eukaryota, Metazoa, Arthropoda, Insecta, Hymenoptera, Trichogrammatidae. The record is from RefSeq and is a predicted model, not a curated record.
AUGCUUAUGACUCUCAUUGUAGUGCGCCGCGUCACUGGUGGGGCCUUGUCGUCCCACGUGACAGUAUGUAUGAUUGCGAAUGCCGUUGAAGUCGACCCUGGGACUAGUAUUCGCAGAAUAAGCCGUGAACAAAACUUGUCCUAUAAUUUAGUUCAGAAUGUGCUUAAGAGAAAUCAUCUUUACGCAUACCACUACUGGAAAGUGCAAGCUCUGAAACCAGAGGAUUAUCCUUUGAGAGUGCGUUUCUGCGAAAUCAUGUUGGACCGAAUAACAGAAGAUGAUACAUUUCUCGGACGAAUUCUUUUCCCCGAUGAGUCGACUUUUGGUAGAGAUGAUACCUUUAACGUCCAUAACGUCCAUCAAUACGGCGUCGUAAAUCCUCAUCUCGUCGUGCAAAAUAAACACCAAACGAGGUUCAUGACCAACAAUUGGAUUGGACCAAUAGACUUUCCGGUGAGGUUGAGAGGUCGACGUUAUCGUCGAUUUCUUGACGAUGAACUUCCAAAACAUCUUCAAAGAAAUUUCAUUGAAGAAAAUGAAGUAAUUUUUCAGCACGAUGGAGCUACCCCUCACACGGCACAUGCAACUACGAAACUUCUAAAUCGUCGGUAUCCUCAACGUUGGAUAGGUGUUCCACGCCGAAAUGGACAUGUUCCAUUUAUUUCUUGGCCAGCUCGGAGCCCAGACCUGAAUCCACUUGACUUCUUUUACUGGGGAGCUAUCAAGGGAAAAAUCUACAUCUCAGAAUUAAGUAGUGAGCAAGAUCUAGAAAAUAAAAUAACGCAAGCCGCUGCGACUAUAACAGAGGAAAUGUUAUAUUAUGUCCGGGAAAAUUUUGUAAAACGACUCAGAAAAUGUAUCGAGCAAGAAGGAGGCCACUUUGAGCAGUUAAUGUGA